Molecule: messenger RNA, 1488 nt
Organism: Branchiostoma belcheri (Belcher's lancelet)
Lineage: Eukaryota; Metazoa; Chordata; Leptocardii; Amphioxiformes; Branchiostomatidae
Product: adhesion G protein-coupled receptor L3-like
Exons: 7
Coding region: 1-1353 (450 amino acids)
Biological process (GO): G protein-coupled receptor signaling pathway; cell surface receptor signaling pathway
Cellular component (GO): membrane
Molecular function (GO): G protein-coupled receptor activity
Source: RefSeq, a predicted model, not a curated record
AUGUUUGGUGAGACAAAAUCCAAGGAGAAUCAAAAGAGAGUUUCUCUUGCUUCCCUCUCAGAAGUCCGUCUGAGUUACACGCUCUACAACAGCAGCAGCCUGUUUGUGGAGACUUCCCAGCGUAUCGCGCGACCUUCCCAGGGUUCCGUAGGAACCCGCAUCAUCGGCGGCAGAAUCGCAGGGAGGCAGGUCAAGAACCUGCCUGAACCGGUUAUCAUCACCUUUACACCCCUACAGAGUUUUCUUUCUGAAGACGUCAAGGGGGUCACAUGUGUGUUUUGGGACUUUGAGGCCGAGGCAGGACAGGGGGCCUGGUCAACGGAGGGGUGUGAGAACAUGCCGGGCGAGACAAAGGAACGGUACACGUGUGCCUGUAACCACCUUACCAACUUCGCCCUGCUAUUUUUUCAGGAUUUGUAUGGCGUGGGUUUUGGAGGCCACAGAAAGCCGCUAGAGGCAAUCACUAUUGUGGGCUGUGUCGUCUCCAUCGUUUGUCUGGUCCUCACUAUCACUAUACUCGCUUUCAUCGUCACUAGAGGAGACAAACGCCGUACCAGAACAGGCCAUGCUAAGAACCAGCUACUCGUCCUUAUCAACCUCUGCGUGGCUCUGCUGGCCACGCUCAUCAUCUUCCUCGCUGGCAUAAACCGGACGGCUUCUCCCAUUGGCUGUAUGGUUGUGGCAGCAUUGUUACACUACUUCCUAUUGGCUUCUUUGAUGUGGAUGGCAGUGGAAGCCGUGAACAUAUACCGAGCCGUUGUGCAUGUUUUUGACCAUGUUUCUGGGAACUUCAUCAUCAAGGCUGGGGCUGUAGCGUGGGGCUUUCCUCUUGUCGCUACGCUGUCAACUGCGGGACCCUCCAGUCUCUACCGAUAUAGGAUGGACAAGUCUUGCUGGUUGGCACGUGAACCUCUGAUCUAUGCCUUCUUGAUCCCAGCGGGUCUCAUCCUCCUGUUCAACCUGCUGGUCUUCAUCUUGGUCAUGCGCAAACUGGUCCGGGAAGAAAAGACACAGAAAGAGUUAAGAGGUGCUGAUGCUAUCGAGGUAGAUCGUCAGUGGAUAAUCCGCCAGAUUCGUCGAGCCUGCAGCAUCAUGGCUCUGUUUGGUCUCACAUGGGUCUUCGGCUUUUUCGUAAUCGAUGAAGAGCGCCAUGUUGUCUUCGCCUACCUGUUCUGCAUCUUCAACACCCUCCAGGGCCUCUUCAUCUUCAUCUUUCACUGUGUGAUGAGAGAAGACAUGAAGGAGUGGCGCAAGAAACUGACGUGCUGGAAGAAGAUCGUCUGCAUAGGAAAGAAGGAUGUGUAUCACGUCAAUAAAAGCAAGUCGCUUUCUUCGUCUGCCCAAAUGCCGUAACUCGUCGAGCUACGCCCUUUGUCACCUGGUAGCGAACCUAAUUCUGAUGUUGUGAUGUAGUAACAAUUAUGGUACUGGUCUUAUCGACCAGAAUAUCAUGGUUGAGAAGUCAUGCUCUUUUCAAUUGAAUCCAAU